GGAUUCCAUCCCUCCAUGAAAUAUACACCGGAGUAGUACCAAAUGUGCCAGGCGAAGUCGGUCACGAAUUUCCGGUCCUCUCAGCCUCCUUCCUUCGACCGCAGCUGGUCGCCAAAUCACUGUCAAAGUUUUACCGGUCACCACCAUUCAACAUUCGACUCUUACGGAAUUCUGGCCUACCACCCAACUCGCGCUACGUGACAGCACCAUCAAAGAAAGAAAAACAAAAAAAAAGAGAACCUCCCUCGGAGAACCCCACACGCACCAACGAGAUAAGUCUUGUUUAGGCUCCCUAAUCCAGACUUGGGCCCCAUCGUCCUCUCCAACCCGAAUCCGAACCGUCCAAAAAGAAAUAAAAUAAUGUAAAUAAAAGCAUGACAAAUGUGAAUCAGAAAAAUACAAUAAACUAGUACGUUCUUUAGUGACAAUGCUGACGAGGCAAGAUAAAGAGAGAAGCCAGAGAAAAGCAGCAGCAGCAGAACCCAAAAGCCAUCAACGGUAGGAAUCCAUCCAUCUAUCCCCCCACCAUCGUGACCCAACCUUGCAACCAUAGAAAAAAAACACCGCACGGACGCCGUCAACGACCCCGGCCGCCAUCUCCGACUCAUAGAAGAAACCUCCCCCCGGAUGAAAACUCCAGACUCCCAGGUAAUCGAAGGAGGAGCAGCGGAAGAAGAGAUGGGCGUCAUGGAGGAGAAAGGAGGAGACCGAAAGAUAGAGGAAGGCCAAGAGAUGGAUGCCGUUAAAGCGGUAGAAGGAGAGAAGAAGGAGGUGGAGGUGGUGGUGGAGGCUUCUCAGUCCUUGGCCCAGUCUCAGCCUCCGGCGGAGAGGAGCGUGACCAGGUUGCAAGCCCAGCAUCCGGUUACCCCCAUCCAGGUCGUCCCCCACGGCGCCUCCCCUCCGACCGCCGGCGGCGCCGCCGCCGCAGCCUUCCAGCAAACCCGAGCCCCUCCUCAGGUGGCGCUGGCGUCGCUCAACUCGCGGGCCUACACCAACAGAAUCAGCCUCGCGCUGUUCGUGCUCCACCUCGUGGUGGUGGCCGCCGCCGUGUGCUUCUUCGUCUUCAAGGCGGUGCAGGGGGUGGUCGACGUCGGCUCCGACACCGCCCGGAAGGAGAAGCGGGGGCUCAAGUUCUGGCUCCCUCCCAUCGAGUGCUCCGCCGUGCUCAGCAUGAUCCUGGCUUUCGCCUGGCAGAAGGCGGUUCGUUUAUGGCCGGGGGUGAUGGUUCACUUCGUGCUGUGGUCCACCUUCGGCUUCACGAUGUCCGCCGGCAUCCUCCUCCUCUGUUUCUCCCUCCCCUCCACCGCCGGCAUGGGCGUCGCCCUCAUCGGCUUCUCCAUCGGCACCGGACUAUACGCCUGCUGGGUCACCCGCCGAAUCGGCUUCACCGCCCGGGUCUUCCACCUGGCCCUCCUCCCUGCCGCGAAAUUCCGGCACCUCAACGGCCCGACCUACCUCAUGCUCGCCGCCGGCUUCCUCUGGAUCUCCCUCUGGUGCCUCGCCGUCAUCGGCGCCCUCAACUUCUACUACCCUCCCCUCACCAUCAUCGCUCUGGUCGUCAGCCUGGCCUGGACCGCCGAGGUGAUGCGAAACGUAGCCAAUUUAACCGUCAGCAGAGUGAUCGCUCUCUACUACCUGAGAGGGAUGCAGUCCGACAUCAAUUUCAGCUUCCAGCGAGCCAUUUCCAUCAAUCUCGGCAGCGCCUCUCUCGGCUCCUUCUUCGUGCCGAGCAUCGAGGCGCUCCGGAUCAUCGCCCGCGGCCUCAAUCUUCUUGAGGGAGAGGACGAGUUCUUAUUCUCCUGCGCCCACUGCUGCCUCCACGUCAUGGAGUCCAUCUUUCGCAACGGCAACAGCUGGGCCUUCGUUCAUAUCGCGGCGUACGGGAAGGGAUUCGUGGAGGCGUCGCGGAGCACCUGGGGACUGUUCGAGAGGCAGAGGAUGGAGGAGCUCGCGGACUCCGACAUCACCAGCGCGAUCUGCUUCCUCUCCGGCGUCUGCAGCGGCGCCAUCUGCGUAAUAUUCGCAGCCUCCUGGACCUUCUCCUCCUACCGCAAGUACACGGCCACCGUCUCCCUCCUCGUCUUCUUCGUAGGUUAUCUCAUGACGAGGAUUGGGAUGGCGCUGCCGCACGCGUGCGUGGCGUGCUACUACGUGUGCUACGCGGAGAACCCCGGUUCGAGGCUGUUCGACUCGACCAUCCCGGACCGGCUCAAGAUGAUCGAGACUGGCCGGGAAGCGGUCGUGUCGACGCCUCGGUUCCCUCGGCGCGUCCCCAGGACCUGAACCGGCUUCGCUAGGGUGUGUCGGCAUACCUGCGAUCUGACUGUUAUCCGAGCGAAGUUACGUACAAGACAUCUUCUAUGCGAGACGCGUUCUCAGUGUUGACAGGAUGUGUCUCGAGGAAAACUCCUCUACGGUGAUUGGUUGGAUUCGGAGAAUGGACAGGUUUGGAAUUGACCACCUUCUGAUCUAUGAGAUUCGUAGACUGGCCCAAGAAUUUACCUCCUUUCAGGCAGCAUAUGUGUUAACGGAGACGAGCAGAGCAGCAGACUGGGUCGCUUCAUUUGUAGUCUGGCACUCCGCAAAAUUCAUCUGGACGAUAUUGACAGUUUUACUUUUUUUUUUUUAUUUUUUUUAUUUUUUUAAAUUUAGCAUGAUGUACUUAUGUUAGGGCUAUGUGAAUUGCUGUUUUUUUUAUAUAAAAAAAAUACGGUCACCCGGCGGCACCGUUCACCGGUGGGGGAUGGAUUGCCCCGUACGCCAUGCUUUUGACUGGAAGGUGGAAAGGUUGCACGGGAAAAGGAAGCCCACUUUGGAAGUGGACUUUUCCAUCUUUUGCUACGAAAGUGGUGCCUUCUGGAAUCGAAAGAAGAAUCUACGAUGCCGCGACAACGACGACGACAACAACAACUCUGAGCUAAGCUUUGGAGAAAGAGGAAAGUGAUGGAUGGAUGGAUGAGCUUUGGAACUUUGGGAGUGAGAGGUUAAUGCUGGGGUGGUGGAGUUAAUGGUGGGGACGUUAAUGGUGAGAGAUGAUGGAAGGGAUGAAGGCGACUCCCACUUCUUGCUGCUACCAAAUGAAUGGUGAGUUCUUGGUAUUAUUUUAUUUUUUACUGUGGAAGUUUUUUUUUUUUUUUUUUUUGAAGGGAAGAAGGCCUUGGAACUCUUGCGUGAUUGGCUACUCUCAUGUAAGCCAUUAUAUUUUACCAUGGGUGGUGGGAGAAGGUCCACCUUUGAUUCCAGGGUGGGAGAUGAUGUCCGCAAAGCAAAUAAAAGUUUUUUGUGGUGUCGUUUGUGUAGCAAGUGGAGGUAUGUUUGCUGAUGUAAAUGGAGAAAAACUAUAAGAUGUGAUUUAAACAAAAGAAAGUUGGUAUUAUAGCUAUCUUUUUGGAUACGGACA
This is a messenger RNA of Phoenix dactylifera (date palm), 3400 nucleotides long. RefSeq names its product Plasma-membrane choline transporter family protein. The record is from RefSeq and is a predicted model, not a curated record. Gene Ontology annotation, molecular function: transmembrane transporter activity. Gene Ontology annotation, cellular component: membrane. Gene Ontology annotation, biological process: transmembrane transport. Lineage: Eukaryota; Viridiplantae; Streptophyta; Magnoliopsida; Arecales; Arecaceae.